Messenger RNA from Habropoda laboriosa, 1254 nucleotides. RefSeq names its product spore wall protein 2-like. Lineage: Eukaryota; Metazoa; Arthropoda; Insecta; Hymenoptera; Apidae. The transcript has 2 exons. The record is from RefSeq and is a predicted model, not a curated record. The coding region runs from base 1 to 1254 and encodes 417 amino acids.
AUGCUGUGUAGCAUUAAGAGUAUGAUUCUGGUGUGCGUGUUCGUUCUGACUGGUCGUAACGAUGCUGCUCCGACGAUGGAGCAGCGUAUGACGUCGAGCAAGAUGAGCACGAUGGAUCUAGACAGCUCCGCCACUGGAUACGUGUACAAUCAGCAACAGGGUCUUCCGGUCUACUACGUGCAGUACACCAAUCACGGAAGUGGACGUUACUACCAUACACCGGACCACCACCAGCUGCAGUACGUUGCCGGUGGUACACCUGUUGCUCACGUUGUUCCUCACGCGAAUCCGUCUCUGCUCCCCUAUGCAACCGCGGAGGAUCCUCCGCGCCACGCUGGCCAAGGAACUGGCAAUUACGGUAACGAGCAAUCGCUGGAACACGGGGCUCAGACCGUCGAGUCUGAGCCAAGCGCGCCGUAUCACGGCGAUGGAAAGAUUCGCCUGAACGACGGGGUUGGAGAGGAGAAAUCGCAGGGAGAGAGCAUCGAGGAGGAUCACGACGGCGAGGAGAAGGAUGGGUACGGUGUCGAUGAGAAGAUUCACGGUGGAUCCGGUGGAUCAACGAAGAACUUCGGAUAUGGCGGUGGUUAUGGUCAUGGGGGAAUUGGUAAAUCUCGGGGGGAUGGAGGAGCUUCGUUUGAAGCUGGAAAUGGGGAACAGCACGCGGCUGAAAAGUAUUCGGAGGGAGGGGAGAAUGGCGAGAAGGGGUAUGAGACGAGGGAGAAGUAUAGCAAAGGUGAACGGGGAUCGAAGGAUGAUGAACAUCAAGAGGGGUAUUACAAGAACAAAGGUGGACACAAGAAGGGACACGUAGACGAGGCCGAGGAGCACGGUUCUCACGAAGAGGAGGAAGGAGGAAAAGAUGGUAGCAACUACGGGCAUUUGUCGCACCACAAGAAAGGACACAAAACUAAUGGUUUCCACAAUGUCUACCACAAGGACGAGUAUAAGAAGGAGUCGGACUUCUACGACGAUGACCAUAAGAAGGGUCAUUUCGACGAGUACGAGGAAUUCGACAAAGGUUACAAGAGCGUGGAAGGUGGUUUUAAGAAAGGCGGACAUCAUUCUUCGGACCACGAUGACCAGGACAGCGGAAGGAAGGGUUAUUACGACAAGGGUCACCGUGACAGUCAGGAUCAAGGUCACAAGAACGAAGAGGGCGAGAAUUCGUACUAUUCGAAUCACGAGGAUUAUGGCGCCGAAGAAGAUUCGAAAUCUGCUAAAAUGCACAAGUUCCAUAAAGGAGAUCAUUGA